AUGGUAGGCCAACGGCCUUCCUCUGACAACGCAAAGGAGUUCAAGUUGAGCAUCCCGACCGGCGAGCUCAUUGUCCAGCUCUGCCUUCCGCUGACCCAGGCUGUUGUAGAUAUGGUCGAUCCUCUUUUUGACCUGCGUGCUUCUCUCGUGCUACGGAAGCCAGUUCCGCGGCUCUACAAGAAUGCCGUCGAUCUCCCUAGUCAUCCCUUCCACGCCUGGUCUCUCGAAUGGCAGCUAUUGAGCGCUAGCUCAAAUUCAUCCAGCUCUGACUGGUACAGCGACGCCUUGGUGGCCUCCAUUUUCGCCCACAUAUCUCGAAGCUCGGCUGUCGUGCCAGCUUCCGUCAAGAGCUUCGAGAAAGACGGAUCCGUAGCACCACUUACCUCUACCUCGUACCGCUGCACUCUGUCAGCAAACUUGGUCUCCAAAACCUCGCAUCAUUUUUGA
This is a messenger RNA of Anthostomella pinea, 447 nucleotides long. NCBI's taxonomy places the organism in Eukaryota, Fungi, Ascomycota, Sordariomycetes, Xylariales, Xylariaceae. The record is from the annotation of a GenBank genome assembly.